Molecule: messenger RNA, 1903 nt
Organism: Armigeres subalbatus
Lineage: Eukaryota; Metazoa; Arthropoda; Insecta; Diptera; Culicidae
Exons: 2
Coding region: 1-1671 (556 amino acids)
Source: RefSeq, a predicted model, not a curated record
AUGGCGGAAGAAGUUGCACAGUUGCUUAAGCAACAGAAUCAAAUUUUUGCGUAUUGGGCAGAGAGAAUGGGAAACUUCCAGAUAACCAUUCCGAACUCAUCGUCACCAGCACAUCUAACUUCACAGUCAGUGCCACUACCACCACCACUAUGUUUGGAAGGAGAUAUGGAGGAGAAUUUUACAUUUUUCGAAUCCAAUUGGAAAAAUUAUUCUGUUGCUGUUGGAAUGAAUGAUUGGCCCGAUAGUGAAAACAAGAAGAAAGUCAGUUUUUUGUUAUCGGUUGUUGGAACCGAUGCUCUGAAGCGGUAUUUCAAUUUCGAACUCAGCGAUCAGCAGAAAGCUACACCCGAAGCUGUGUUAGAUGCCAUUAGGGCGAAAGUAGUGUCAGUUCGAAAUAUCAUUGUUGACCGGCUGGAAUUUUUCUCUGCGAUUCAGACACCGACAGAAUCCAUUGACGAAUAUGUGAGCCGUUUGAAAGUGCUGGGAAAACCGUGUCGUUUUGGUACAUUGGAGCAAGAUAUGAUGGUGUUCAAAAUAGUUACAUCAAACAAGUGGUAUAGCUUAAAAGCCAAGAUGCUUACCAUGACUGAUGUUAACUUGUCGAAAGCUAUUGAUUUAUGUCGGAUGGAAGAAAUUACCGCCCGACAUUCGAAACAGUUAUCGUUAGAAGCGCCCGUAGAUGUCAACAAAAUCGUCGACCGGGUUUGCAAGUUUUGCGGUGGACGACAUCCGUUCAAACGUGGAGUGUGUCCAGCUUUCGGGAAACGUUGUGAUAAGUGUGGAGGAAAAAACCACUUCCAAAGAGUCUGCAAGUCGAACGGAUCGUCAUCUAGUAAACCAAAAAGUGGAAGGAAAGUGAAGGCAGUAAUAUCGUCAUCAAGAGCCGAACGCCCAGUUGAUGUAUACGACGCAGAUGAAGAAAAGGAAAUCUGGAUUCAAGAAGAGGAAGAAGCAAUUAUUGGGAAAAUUACGGAUAACUCUGCCAGGGGUGGUGCUGUUCUGGCGGAUUUGUCACUGAAAUUCGGAAACGUGUGGAAGGUUGUUAGCUGUGAGCUAGAUACCGGUGCCAGAGCAAGCAUUAUUGGUAUCGACUGGUUGAAAAAGUUGUCGGGAGGAGCUCAUCCGGAAUUGGAUACGUCAAGGUGCCGCCUACGGGCCUUUAACGGAACAUCGAUUGAAGUACUGGGGCAAAUUAAAGUUUCUUGUCAGCAUAAGAGUAAGCGAUACAGGGUGGUAUUCCAAGUUGUCAACAUGAGUCAUGCACCACUAUUAUCGGUCACUGUGUGUACCACCCUGGGUCUGGUAAAAUUCUGCAAUGCUGUUCAUCGUGACCCAGUUUCUUCGCCAGUAUUGGACCGAUAUCGUGAAGACGCUAGGGCUGUUGUGAAAAACUAUCGUGAUGUGUUCGAAGGCUAUGGGAAGAUGGAAGGUGCCGUCACGCUGGAAAUUGAUGAGUCAGUGAAGCCUGUGAUACAAACUCCCCGUCGUAUUCCUAUUGCCUUUAGGGACGAUUUGCGGCGUAAAAUAGAUCAGCUGGUUAACGAUGGCAUCAUUCAAAAGGAGUCAAAACACACCGAUUGGAAUCACCAAACGAUGUUAUGCUGCCCACAUUUUCUGGAAACACAUCAGUGGAACCGUGUUCAAGCGAGUUCAAUACACCAGGAAGAGUGACCACAAGUCGAGCAUCGAUGGCCGAAAUGAUGACGCACCCGGAGAUUAACAGCCGACCCAAGAGAGAUGUUAAAAUGCCUACUAAGUUCCGAGACUACGUGAUGAAAUGAAUAGUUUUUAUUGUUGCUUGGAUAAAGGGGAAGAUGUUGUAAUCUCUAUAUGUAAUAAUAGUUUGACGUGCCCCUAUGACAUGCAAUUAUGUAUGUGUUGGAUUUUCUUAUAAUAAAGACAG